Molecule: messenger RNA, 726 nt
Organism: Ogataea angusta
Lineage: Eukaryota; Fungi; Ascomycota; Pichiomycetes; Pichiales; Pichiaceae
Exons: 1
Coding region: 1-726 (241 amino acids)
Molecular function (GO): metal ion binding
Source: RefSeq, a predicted model, not a curated record
AUGAGCGAGCUGAAAAGGCCUGCGGAAGAGCAUGUUGGAGACCCGAAACGGGCCAAGCUGGGAAGUAGCGACUUAUCUGAGCUUCAGAACAUGAAUCUUUUCCCAGAAAUCGGUGUUCAGCCAGCGGAGACCAACAUGGACGAACCUGAGAUCACGAAAAACCCAAACGAACUAGACAUUAACGCCACCGCAGAAGGAUGCAGUGACGAGUCAGAAGAUGAAAAGGAACUGUCAUCGAAGCUCAUAGCAAUACCAGGAACAAACAUAGUGCUGGAAUCAGAGGAAGACAUUCGAAAAUGGAUUGAAGAGCGACGUAAAAAUUGGCCAACGAACAAAAGGGUGCAAGAAAAACAGAGUAUGCAGAAGGACCAGACGCAGACGAAAGCAAAUGAGCCACGAAACCGCCGUGUGUGCAGGUUCUGGCAGAACUCGCGCAAUUGCAAAAAUGGAGCCAAGUGCAGAUUCCUGCACGAAUCGGGCCCUCAGAGGCCUCGACAACUCCCUAACCACAAAGUCAAACAAAUCCAGGGGUUUUCUGUGCAGAUUCCUCAACGUUUCACUCCGCUAGUCCACAAAGGGCGCUCGUUGCACAAUCUGGUGGCAGAGAGAGAAAUGCUUGACGAAAACGUCAAACUUCUGGGAAUAUUCAAGAAAUUGAUUGAUAAUAAUCUUAUACAGGACUGGGACGAGCUGAAACGGCGGCUCAAUCUUGAUAAACAGAACUAG